Messenger RNA from Aspergillus calidoustus, 1369 nucleotides. Lineage: Eukaryota; Fungi; Ascomycota; Eurotiomycetes; Eurotiales; Aspergillaceae. The record is from the annotation of a GenBank genome assembly.
ACUCGGACCAGAACCGAACUUCGGGUUGGACCCCGCCCUUGGACCGCACACCGCACCUUAAGAGGCCAUUGGCUGGAUAAGCGUAGCUCUUGGAAGCACGACACUUGUUACAUCAAAAGCAAUCAUGGCAGUCUCUCAAGAGAAUCUACCGAGUCUCCUAGACGGCACUGUGCGAUCGGGAUCGCGACCAUACUGGUACCAAGAGGCCUAUCUGCGCCCAGCGACGGUGCAAUGCCAUGCAUCCAACCUGCUCCGCCUGCCAAAUGACGAUAUCCUCUGCGUCUGGUUUGGAGGUAACAUGGAAGGCAAGCCCGAUAUCAGCAUCUACUUUUCCCGCUUGGCAGCAGGGAACGAAACCUGGGAAGACGCGACCAAGGUCACGCACGACGACACCCGCAGCGAACAGAACCCCGUGCUAUUCCAUCACCCCUCUGGAGACUUAUGGCUGCUGUAUACAUCGCAGCACGGAGGCAACCAAGACUCUGCCAUUGUUAAGCGCGUCACCUCCUCGGACCAAGGCCGUACCUGGAGCAGUCCAACAGUGCUGUUCAAUGAGCCUGGUACUUUCAUCCGCCAACCGGUCAUCGUGCUAGAUAACGGAGCAUUCGUAAUCCCCGUCUUUAAAUGCCGCGUGGAAGCUGGCGCGAAAUGGAUCGGAAACGACGACAUCUCCGCCAUCCGGAUAUCGCAGGACCAGGGCCAAACCUGGUCAGAAGUCGCUGUCCCCGAUAGUACCGGAGCCGUGCACAUGGAAAUCCAGCGACUGAAGAGCGGGAGCUACCUCGCGCUCUAUCGGAGUCGAUGGGCGGACUUUAUCUAUUCGUCGACGUCUCCAGACGGAAUCCAAUGGAGUGCACCCAAGUCAACAUCGCUGCCGAAUCCCAACGCUGGUAUCUGCUUCGAUGUCCUGCCUUCCGGUCGGGUCGUGGUUGUCUACAACCAUUCGUCGCGAGAGAAGGCUCUUGGACGCAGGGAGGGCUUGUACGAUGAAAUCAGCGACGGGACAGACUCGCGCCCGAACCAGAAGGCUCGCACCGAUGGCAAGGAGGCGUUUUGGGGAGCCCCAAGGGCGCCGCUUUCUGUUGCGUGGAGCGACGAUGAGGGCAGGACGUGGCAGUCACGGACAUUGGAAGAGGGAGAUGGAUACUGUCUCACGAACAACAGCGAGCAGAAGCUGAAUCGGGAGCUCUCAUAUCCAAGUAUGCUUGUUGGUGAGGAUGGGACGAUCCAUAUCGCUUUUACCUUUUGGCGACAGACGAUCAAGUAUGUGCAGAUUCGAGACGAUUUCUUUAGUGCAUAGUCUAGACAUUCCAAUUGAGGGUAUUUAUCACUGUGAGAAUAGCAUUCCAGUCUUUCUCUAAGUAUAUUU